UCCGAACGUGUUUAAACAAACGAUAUCAAUUUAUCUCACUCAAGAGAUAAAAUAAUCCGUUCGUGCAAUUAAUAUCGCGAUAAUUAUUACAUCCCUUCCAAAGUGACAAGAUGACGCUCAGAUCGCAGGUUUGUGCUAGAUGUCGUUGGAAGCGGAGGUGUAUCGCUACGCAGUAUCCGUUUUGCGUUGCAUUGAUAAAAGGUUUAGAAAAAGGGUGAAGUUUGAGAAUACUUUGACAAUCGUGGACGAAUAACAAACGUGUCUCGACUGAUAAGUAGCUAACGAUUAGUCAACAUAGGAGCAAAGAACGUGACAAGGUAUUAGAUCAAGUUCGAGAAAAAUUUGAAAGCUUACAGAAUGCCGGACAUAUCCAGUAUAUCUCAUUACCCUUUAAAGGUGUCGAAAGAGGAAAGAAUGAUAUUCAAAGCAGCCGCGUAGCGACAGUGGCGCGAGUCAGUGGAGAAAGAGUGGCGCCACUGAUGAACUAUAAGAGCCGCAUCGGUGAGGCGGCGUGGUUCAGUAGUGUGCGUGACCGUUCCGGGAGGAGGGUGACUCCACGCGCGGCCACACCGCGAAACCGUGCCCCACUCGCCUCAACCACGAACGUCCACUCGUUUUCUCGUCUCGUGAAAACAUGGCGGCCAGCGACGACGAGCCGAUGCAUCUCUACGAGGUCUUUCAAAACUGCUUCAAUAAGAUCGCCAACAAGCAUCCUGAAAAAUUAGGCUUCCAGUCGCCGUAUGGCCCCACGAUGGACAAUGGGAUGACGUAUGGUGGAGGAACGUUCGGUCCGACGGCAGGAGGGCCAGGCGGGGGGCCAGGGGGAGGUGGAGGUGGAGGCGGAGGCGGGGGCGGCGGGGGUGGUGGCGGAAAUAGCGGCGGCGGAGGCGGUGGAGGUGUCGAGGGCGCCACUUACCCCCCGGACUCCCCGUACUUUCCGUUUGGGAGCCGAGGCGUACCGCCCUCCGUGGGGACGCCCACCCCCGCUGCUAACCCUGCAGCACCUACCGGCAGCAACGGAGCACGACUACCAAAUUCGACAGCCGGUGCCGCAGCCGUUAAGAGAAAGAAAGACGCCCUCGAUGGAGCGGAUGGCGAAGUCGUAACAACGCAGCACUGGUAUGGCUCGGAUGAAUUCGGUCAGGACUCUCCACGGUACACCUCCCCCAAGGCUGCGGCCCUCUACGCAGAUCCCUAUUAUAUCGAUGGGAACGCUGCAGGAACGGGUCCAGGAGACCCAUGGACGGGAGGUGGCGGCGGUGUCCAGCCUCCGUACAGCGGCUACGCACCCCCUCACCUGGCCCAACCAGCCUAUCCCAUGCACCUACCCCACGACCCCAUGGCAUACUCGGCCAUGUCACCGAACGGAGAACCGGCGGCGCCAAUUCUCGGCUCGGCGGUGACCAGUGCGGCCUCGCUGCCACCAAUGUCGACAUUCCGGGGUAGCGGCGCAGUUGCGGCAAAUAGUGGAACCGGUGCACCAUCCCCGGCAUCGUUGCAAUAUAGUCAUAGUCCUGGUGCACCGACUACCGCACCCUCCGCCCCCAACUCUGCACCCACGACGAACCGACAACCUGCUACGGGGGACAACCUCGGCAUUUCUAUCUCGCAGAUUAACCCCACGAACCAAUCAGUAUCGAGUUAUAGCAGCAACCCAUCCACACCGGUCAGUUCGCCACCACCCUUGACUGGUUCAGCGCCAGGUUGGGUACCAGGUGCUGCACCAGUUUCUCCACAUUUCACGGCGGAUCCCAACCGUGGAACCAUUCACAUGCCGGCGCCUGAACAGCAGAGGCUAGACGAUGCCAUCGGCUUUCUUCGCGACCAUGCCGAGGUGAGGAAGGGUACGCGGAUGGAGGAACGACUGGACGAUGCCAUAAACGUGUUGAGGAAUCACGCGGAGAGCCAAUUAGGUCUUCAUUUGGGUCCCGUUGCUCCACACGGUUCCAUCUAUUCCCACACAUCACCACCUCAACUAGACCAUUUGACGAGUCCUCAUCCUGCGGUAACAGUAACGCAACCUCAGGGCUCCUACUCUGGUCUGACGCCCACACCCGACACGGACGGCUCCAUCAAAAUCGAAAGGUUACCUGUGACGAAUGCCAAAUACGUCUCUUUAGAAAAGAGAAAGGACCCGCCGGAUAGUAGCGGCGGCGAGACAAAACCUUCGAGCAGCGAGCUUGCAGCAGCGGGUGUGAUCUCUACGUCUCAAGGAAAAGGGACGAAGAGAUCGCGUAGAUAUUGUUCGAGUGCUGACGAAGACUGCGACGAUCCCAGCACCAAAGCGGUGCGCGAAAAGGAACGUCGCCAGGCCAACAACGUGCGUGAAAGGAUACGUAUCAGAGAUAUAAACGAGGCUUUGAAAGAACUUGGUAGAAUGUGUAUGACACAUCUAAAGACAGACAAACCUCAGACGAAACUCGGUAUCCUCAACAUGGCUGUCGAAGUGAUCAUGACGCUGGAACAGCAAGUUAGAGAACGAAAUUUGAAUCCAAAGGCAGCGUGCUUGAAGAGGAGGGAAGAAGAGAAGGCGGAGGAUGGGCCUCACCCUCAUCCUCUUCCCCACGCGCAUUCUCAGCGACUGUUCUCCGCGAUGCCUGGCCCACCACCGCCACUUCAAAACCAUACGACGCAGCCACAGUAGCACAUCCUGUGUUAAGGGGUAGAUACACCGGCUCACGGAAUUUGAACACUUAGCAUAGAAAAUAUUUAUGUUCAUAUUGUGUGUGAUAUAUAGAAUAUUUCGAAAUUUCACUAGCACUGUAACGAGAUUCGACUGUCAUGAUUACGUCGAUCAAAUUCGAAGUCAAUUUGAAAAUGUGUAUACAAGUUACAAGAUAUUCAUAGCAGAUAUGUAUUUAAUAAAAAAUUAUCAUACUGCUUGGAUAGUAUAUGAGGAGGACUAUGUAUGGUCCCACCGAAGAUAUUGGAGUUCGUUAAAAUAACGAAUAAUUCAUUGUUUACUUACUUUUCUGAUCUUUGCGAAAUAUACACUUGUACUAAAUAUCUUGUAAUUUCUCUCUCUCUCUCUCUCUUUCUCUCUCUCUCUCUCUCUAUCUCUAUCUAUCUUUAUCUCUAUCUAUCUAUCUAUCUGUAUAUUCAGAUUCGUUUCAAACUUUACCGAUGCAACCACGGUAGUCGGAUCUUGUUACGGUGCUAAUAAAAUCUCAAAAUGUUUCGUAUAAUACACAUAGUACAUUCAUAAAAGGUAUGUACGAAUGUUGGAAUACUUUCGUGAGCCUGUGUACGGUUUCACCUCUCUAUACCCCCUCCCACUCCCCGAAGGCGGCUUCAAAUUAUUUUUAUAAAUAGCGAGAAAACAAAGGAAUAUGGUUCCUCUCUUUCGAGAUAUAAGAAAACACAUUGUAGCGUGGUCGAGAUUUUAUUGAAACGAUCGAUCCCUGCUACUGGUAUACCCCGGCUCUUGUUGAAGUUGCCCACUUUUUUGUGUAUUGUAAACUAUCGUAUAAAGCACAAGUGCAAGGUUUCAGUAAAAAUGCAGUAUGUAUAGGUAAACGAUAGGGAAAAUAAGGAAUGGAGCGAAAGAAAGAAAGAAAGAAAGAAAUGCACGGAUCAUCUACCCAUCGAAUGUGGAAAAAAGUUCAAACAUAUCUCUCGCAUAAUUGUAUAUAUACAGCAGUAACGUACGCCUAAUCAAUUACUUUAUUAUGAUUAUUAUUAUUUUUAUUAUUAUUACUAUUAUUAUUUUUAUUAUUAUUAUUAUCGCCAACAAUAUGGCGAUGGUUAUUAUUAUUAUUAUUAUUAUUAUUAUUAUUAUUGACACGAUAAUGAUUUUAUUAUUAUUAUUAUUAAUUAUUAUUAUAAUAAUUAUCGAUUAAUGAUCGCCGAGGAAAUCCUUCGUGUGAGAGUUAAAGGGGACAUUUUUGUUUUUGAACAAAAAUAUAGCUCAACUCACAAUGUGUACCCAGUUGCCAUGUAUUUUAAUUUAUUUAGACUCUUAAAUAAAUUUUAUUGAAUAAAAAAAGAAACAAAUAUGAAGGAAAGAACAACAGCAAGAAAUAAAGCAACCAACAAUGACACUUAUUGUCGUGAGUGCCUGUGCUUUGCUCCGUCUAUUUUUGUUCUUCGCUCAUUUUUCUUCUUUCUUUUGUUUUUUCAGUUCUCUUAAAGACAAAAGUUGUCUCCGCCGUCUCUCUGGCUACCAUGUCCGGCCGUACACGAUCAAUCAACCUCUCCUAGAACAUAUCACGCGUAUCACACAGCUAUAUUUUUCUUCAAAGGCAUAUCUAAUGUUUCGCACGGUCCUAGAGCAAAAUUUGUUACGCACGUCUCGUUCUCUUUGCUUUAGUAUCCAUCUCUCGCUGUUCUCUUGAAUCUGGCAGACGAUAGUACUUACUUUCUCGUCUCUCUUGUUAUUUUCUUCGUUCUUCUUUUAACCAAGUACCAUCGCGCGAAUGAAAGCGACGAAGGAGGAGCUGCUGCCGUGAUUAAAUAAAAAUAAAGCAGGAUCAGGACCGUCGAAACAAACCGCGUUGAAUGUCGAUUCGUAACGUCGCAGAGAUGCACAAGUUCUUGAUCAGAGAAUCGUGCCCAGCCAGAUCGAGAUAACUCGCACAACCUCGCUUUAACUUCUAAUUGAAAUUUCAAAUCGCGCCACGCCGCGAAUAUUAUCUCCGGAAGAAAGAAAGGGCAAGCAAACAGGAAUCAAAAAGGAAACGUGGAAAAGCUAAAAUCAGAGAACGGUUAAAAUGCGUAGGAGAAUCAAAAUGUACAUUAUACUACGAUAGGAGAUCAACGGCGAUUCAUGGGAGAUAAACUAGGCACGAGAACACGCAUAAACAGAUGCGAUCACGCACUUAUAUUCGCGAUGGUAAUCAUGUAAAAUAAUAACGACAAUAAAUAGCUCGUAAGCCCGUCUAAGCUAGGCACACCUGUCGAUGAUAGUCUUAGAUAGUCGAAAUGAAAAGGUAAAAGGCGAAGAGAGUGCGCAAUACGGUUCCAAUAGAAAUCGAGGAUCAUCGAAAGGUCUCUCACAGCGCAGAAAACUGCGCCAAACGUAAUUCGUCUGGGUUUCGAUCGUCACGAUAUCGAUUGCGUUUCACACUCUCCCCGAAAUUGCUCUUUAGUUCACUUCUUCGUGUAUAUUUGUUUCUAUUUCUCUAGCCUUUCUUUCCCCUCUUCGAUCAAGCGAAAUCUACAAGCUCGUUCCGUUAUGAUCGAACGAUCGACCGAGACUGAUCGAGACAAUUGCAUCGAUCGUUUAAAGUUCAGUCGUAUGAUUGCGAAUUUGAAAGUCUCACGUAUACGAACUUUGAAAUUGGUAACAUGACUUGGAUCCGCGCAAUUGUUCUCCAUCGAUCGUGUAUUGAUCAUUGUAUUGAGCAAACCAGGGAAAAGAUAAGGAAGGAGAAAAGAGUAGAAAGGAAAGCGUUUCUUUCUUGAAGUACGACGUACGAAGAGCUGGUAGGGUUAUUAAUUAGUAAUAAUUGCGCGAUCGAACGGCGAUGACACCUCUUGUUUGCCACAGACACGAUUGUCGACAAGUGAAAUCACACGUGUAUAUUAGAUAUUACGGACAUUAUUGUAUAAUAUGUAAUUAAAGGAGAAACGUACGCAGGUCUGGUUCGCGUGACACACCACCGGGCCUUAGGAGGAUAAACUACUUUUCCGACAUGCAUGCGAUUGUUAACAAAAAUCAAGCGCGUCUCUAUUAACAUCGAUGAAGCACGAGUUGAAUAUUAUGCAUAUAUUGAAAGAAAGAGAGAGAGAGAGAAUGUGGAAGAAAGAAAAGAAAGAGAGAGAGAGAGAGAGAGAGUGUGCGUGCGCGUGCGUGUGUGUGUGUGUGUGAGUUAGAAAAAGAAAGAGUGUGUAUCGAGAGUAUUUCGUUUGAGAAAGAAAAAAAAUGUAUAAUUAUCACUAGUAAUUAUUAUUAUCACUAAUAAUAUAAUAAAUGUGCCAUUUUUUCCAUAAUCAAGGUGUUGCCUGAUUGCGGCUUCUUUAUUAUUUUUUGUUUUACUUUCAUUUUUUUUUUUUUUUUUUUUUUUUGUCUUUUUGUUUUUAUUUUUUUAUUUUUUUUAACCUAUACGCUGAUCUUUUUCUUUCAUCGCUUGACAUAUUUUUUUUCUUUCUCAUUCGAGCUUUCGUUUGUACAUUAUACACACUCCCAGUAUUAGACGGCACACAAACCAUUUAUAUCUUUGCUAGUUUCUUUUUUGUCAUUUUAUUCGUUUUAUAUUUCGUUUCUACUUGAAUAAUCAAUCGCUCGCCUAUUUUUGCAUAGGUACGAGAACAUAUAUAAUGUAUAAUGUAGAUACAUUUAACUGUUAAGACAUACUUUUAACCGGAAUAGUGCAGCGUACGAUACUAUACUCGCCCACACAUACGAUUAACCAUCCAGCUGUAAAAGCUGUACAAAUGUCGGCAACCUGCAGAGGUUUGUAAUACAGAUCUUCAACGUUUUCAGAAA
Bombus pascuorum is the source of this 6427-nucleotide messenger RNA. Its product is annotated as transcription factor 12. The record is from RefSeq and is a predicted model, not a curated record. Gene Ontology annotation, biological process: regulation of transcription by RNA polymerase II. The transcript has 19 exons. Gene Ontology annotation, cellular component: transcription regulator complex. Lineage: Eukaryota; Metazoa; Arthropoda; Insecta; Hymenoptera; Apidae. Gene Ontology annotation, molecular function: DNA-binding transcription factor activity, RNA polymerase II-specific; RNA polymerase II cis-regulatory region sequence-specific DNA binding; protein dimerization activity. Bases 635 to 2644 code for a protein of 669 amino acids.